CCAAUCAAAGCGCAUGACGUUUUGAGUGACAUAUAUCAGAACCAAUCAUCGUUACGUAGCAACCAUUACAACCAAUGUGCACUCGUGUUUACUCUUAAGGCGUCACUUACUGUUCAGGAAGUUUUUCCCCUGGCUGCUGUGAGUGCAUGCAAGUCUGCAUGGACUCCACCCAGCAGAUCGAGGACUCUUUCUUCGGAGAGCAGGAUGACUCCGGUGAUGAACAUGAGCUGGCAGAGGGAGAGAGUCAAAGAGAGCCACUGGCUGUACUGAAAGUUUUCAAAAACAACCACAUCCCAGAGACAGAGGUGCCUCUCUACCAGGGAGAGAACGUUUUAGGGAGAGACCCUUCAGCUUGCUCCGUGCCUCUCCAAGCUCGUUCUGUAUCCAGCCGCCAUGCCGUCAUCUCCAUCUCUGUGUUUGGUCCUAAUAACCGUCACGGUCACAGUGAAGACGUAGAAACCCUGCUGUGGGACCUGGGCAGUUUAAAUGGCACCAGGAAGGGACGACUUAAACUGAGUCCACAAGUACGCUACGCGCUGACUGAGGGAGACAGCGUGGUGCUCGCUGAUCUGCCCUGUCAGUACGUCAGCCUGAAGAACACAGAGAGAAACACGCACACAUCCGCCGGUGACAAAGCUACACGUUCGUCAUCUUCUAGCGGUAGCACCGAAGGAGGAGCUGUGAACAGAGUGGACAAAGGGAGGAAGAAGACUCUUCUUCCUCCUGUGCCAGUUUGGAGCGAUGAAGCGAAAAGAAGCGAGCCGACCCUGGUGCCUGAGUCCGACUCAGACUCUGAUGGAGAGAAGCAUGGAAGAAGAGAGAGGAGGAGAAUUGUGGCCUCGGACUCGGCAUCUUCAGACUUUUCCAGCCCGACAUGUUCGGCAUUUCUGACCCCUGCAAACAAAAUCAUACCAGAGAGUGAGGAUGAGAGUUCUAUUACCCCAUCCUCAGCAUUGACGGGUAGAUGUCCGAAGACAGGGAAUGACACCGAAUUCUCUUCAGAUUCCUCUAAACCCGGUCCACUGCACUUUAGCAUAGAUAGCGAUACAGAUGUCGAGGAUGAUGACAUGGAAAUGACGAAGGCUAAGCCAGCGAUCGAGGCUGCUGUCAUGGCGGAAGUGCCCGCUGUGAAUCCUGCUGAUCUGCACAUGGACAGUGACACUGAUGUAGAGGAGGAAGACAUGGAGAAGGUCAAGACUGAUUCAGAAGCUUUAGUAAGACCACCUGCAAAACAGGACCUGGUAGAUCCAGCUGUUCUGACCAUGGACAGCGAUACAGAUGUUGAGGAUGAUGACAUGGAAAUGACGAAGGCUAAGCCAGCGAUCGAGGCUGCUGUCACGGCAGAAGUGCCCGCUGUAAAUCCUGCUGAUCUGCACGUGGACAGUGACACUGAUGUAGAGGAGGAAGAUAUGAAGGUCAAGAGUGAUUCAGAAGCUUUAGGAAAAGCACCUGCAAAACAGGACCUGGUAGAUCCAGCUGCUCUGACCAUGGACAGUGAUACAGAUGUGGCGGAGAACAAGACAAGACAUGACGUAGCUUCAAUUUCUGGACCCGCUGCUGCCCUAGAAGAGAAGAAAGAAGCAUUGAGUUCUGCUCAGUUAAACUUGGAGAGCGAUACCGAUGAUGAGGAUGUUCCUCACAUCCAAGACUCCAGACCUCCAAACUGCCAUGUAGCCGAAUUCAACAUGAACAGCGAUACCGAUGUGGACGAAGACGAGGAGACGACAAAAGUGACUGACGGCAAGCAUCUGGUGAAACAAGACAACGAUUUUCCAGAUGCCAGAAUAUUACGUCACGAGUCAGACAGCGAUACGGAUGUAGAGGAUGAUGGCGCUAAGAUCGGAACUCCCACUGUAGCCAAAGAGACAGGAACCUCUCAGACCGCCGGUGAACGCAACACAGACACACAGCAUGGCAGUUCUGUUCGACUUCAGUCUCCUGCUGAAACUCUGCCAGAUGAGCUCAGGCUAAACAGCGACACGGACAUGGAGGAGGAUGAAGAUGAGACCGAGGAGAAAGCGCAGAAGUGUGCAGAAGGAUCAUUACAGACUGUCCAGUCGUCUACACCAAGAGGAGCAGGCUUGUCUGAAGAGGAGAAGGAAACACAAGCAUUCCUUAGUCCAUCCCAACUGUUCAAACGGCCGGGUCUCCCCUCUCUCCUCCACCCUUUUGUCUCUCCUGGAGGUGUCAGUCACACAGAUGAUGACUUUGCUGUGGCAGAGACGCAGUCCUUCGUGUGUGAUGCUGCUCAAGCUGAUGGUACACUAGACGAGACACCACAGUCGCUGGAUGUCCCUGAACCUCAGCGCUCAGACGGAGCCUCAUCUUUCCAGCUGGACCUUUCAGGUAGCAGCCAUCAACCGCAAGAGGCUGAAGAACUUGACCGGGAACCUGAAGAGGAGGACUGGCAACUACAGUCCACUCAGUUAUACGCAAUGAAAAAUUCAGAAGGCAGCACUAAAGCUGGGCAAACACAGCUGGAUCUGGAUGCCACGCAGGCUUACAUCGAGUCUUCAAGCCAAGAAGAAGAGGGAGACGAAGGAAAAGAUGAAGGAGAGGAUGAGACGCCGCUCCUCGCUGCACUGUGUCACUCCAGCAUCCACACUGCUGAAACACCGCUCAUCAAACAUGGAGCCCAGAAAGAAGAUCUUGAAUCUAAUGAGGAGGUCGGUGCUAGUGAACCAGAAAGAAAGGAAGAAGAGAUCCAAGCGGAUUCUCAUCUCUCUACCGCAGACACGCUGCUGAUCAUCAGGAGCCCGAGGCAGGAGGAGCAGACGCAACCCUACACUGUACUCACUGAGAAAUUUCAGAAUGAACGCGAGGAGACGGAGAGCAAGGAUCAAGAGGUACAAGACAGAGACGAGGGACAGAAUGAAAUGGAAAAAAGUGUGGGACAAGAGAAUGAUGACGGGAGCGAGAUCAAAAGAAAUGAAAGAACGGUGACGGAGAACGGAGACGUUAGAAACCAGGUAGAAGAUGUGAAGAAGGAAAGAGACGAGAAUAAAAGAGGAGAAAAUGAAGUAGGUGAAGCACGAACGCAGCCUGCUGAGGAUGAUACCAUUGUUGAAACACUGCCCAUGUGCGAGGAGGAGGACGAAGAAGGACAUGAAGAGCAUGAGGAUGUUCCCAGCUUCAGCAGAGGAACAUGGUCUGCUCAGGUUGAGUCAACACAGCGCAUUGAGCCUGAUCAUCAGACUCGCGCUGCUAUCACCAUUGCCGAAACACUGCCUAUGUGUGAGGAAGAAGAGGGACAGGAGGAAGAGGAGAAUGAACUUAAGAAUAGCAGAAGACCUGGCAGGAGGAGAAAAAAGCAGGAGGCACCGGAACAGUCUGCUGAGUCUGAUAAAGUUGCCAGUGCAACCGUUUCUGAGACGCUGCCUAUGUGUGAGGAAGAAGAGGGACAGGAGGAAGAGGAGAACGAACUUAAGAAUAGCAGAAGACCCGGCAGGAGGAGAAAAAAGCAGGAGGCACCGAAACUGCCUGUUGAGUCUGAUCUAGAUGCCAGUACGACCAUUUCUGAAACGCUGCCUAUGUGCGAGGUAGAAGAGGGACGGGAGGAAGAGGAGAACAAACUUAAGAAUAGUAGAAGACCUGGUAGAAGGAGACCAACGGAGGAGGCACCGAAACAGUCUGUCGAGUCUGAUAAAGUUACCAGUGCGACCAUUUCCGAGACACUGCCAAUGUGUGAGGAGGAUGACAAGGGAGAAGAGGAAGAGCAACCGAGUAAAGUCUUGUCUACCAAGAGAUCUGGCAUGAGGAGACAAAAUCCUAAGGCAAAUCACAGAAGGCCCGUCGAGGUUCCCGAAACCUUACCGAUGUGUGAGGAAGAAGAAGGACAGGAGGAAAAGCCACAGAGUGAAGUCAAGUCUGUUAGAAAAUCCCACAGAGGAAGGCAGACUUCUAAAUCCGAGGCCACACAAUCUGUGGAGGCCGACUCUACUGCUGAAGCUACGAAACCUCAAAGGGAGGAGGAGGAAGAGCAAAAUAGUAGAAGGAGUCUGAGAGUACAAGAAAGAGGAAGAGCAGCAUCUGUAAAGGGUAAGGGUAGAGGAAGAGCUGCUGCAGGGAAAGACAGGGCAGGAAAGAGAGGGAAAGUAGAGAAAGAUGAAGAGAGUGAAGAAGACAUAGACAAUGGGAGCAAAGGAGGAGGUGGAAAGAAGCUGAAGCAGAACUCCAAAGAUGACGACAAGACCAGACUCGGGUUAGCGCAAGCGGAAAAUGAAGAAAAGGAACGGUUAAAAAAGCAAGAGGACAAAGAAGAAAUCAAGAGACUACAGAAGGAGAGGGAGGAGAGAGAGGAACGUGAAAAGAAGGAGCAAGAAAAGAAGGACAGAUUGGAGAGAGAGAGAAUAGACAGAGAGAAGAAGGAAAGAGAACAGAAAGAACAGUUUGAAAGGGAGAUGAAAGAAAAAGAGGAAAAAGAAAGGCUCGAAAGGAAACAGCAGCUGGAAAAAGAAAGGAGAGAACAAGAAGAAAAAGACAGGUUAGAGCAAGAGAGGGAGGAGAGAGAGAAUAAGGAAAAGGAAGAAAAUGAGAAACUUGAAAAGGAGAGAAGGGAAAGACAAGAACUUGAGGAGAAAAUUGAACUUGAAAGGAAAGAACAAGAAGAAAAAGAUGCAUUAGCAAGAGAAAAAAGGGAGAGAGAAGAGAAAGAAAUGAAGGAAGAGGAGGAAAAUCAAGGGAGAAAAAUGAAACAGAAGGAGAAACGAGGUAAAGACAAUACUGAGGGUGAGGAAAAAGACAAGAGACCAGCACCCGGAAGACGGAAAGCAGAAAUAAAAGGGAAAAAAAGCAGGAAAGACGAGGAUCAAGAAUUAGCAGAAGGAAUAAAAGAAAGACUGGAGAGCGAACAAGAACCAGGUGAACGACAAAAACAAGAAUGUGAAGAAAGCAGCAGUAAAACGCAAGAGGAUGAACAAGCUGGGAGCGACUCCAAACCCAGGCGAGGCCGACGCACUGCCAGGAAAUCUCUCGCUCCACCUGCUGGCAUGGAGGACGAAGGCGGUCCUGCUAAAAGAACUCGCUCGCGCUCCAACUCCUCCAACUCUGUGUGUUCCGAGCAGUCCACUCAGGAUAGCCUGUGCGAAGGAAGAAGAAGAGGGAGAAGAAGAACUAGCACAGUGCCCUCUAGUGAGAAGAAGGACACACAGCAAGCUGUUCACUCUAACUUCAGGAGCUCAGACAGAUCCAGCAUAAGUGUGGCCCCUCAGGGCCGAGGCAGGGCAGCGAAGAGGAAGAGUGGGAAACCUGAUGAGCAGGAGGAACAUAUGGAGGAGGAGGAGGAGAGAAAACAGUCAGCAGCUGUGGGGAGAGGAAGAGGUGGGAAACGUUCUGGUGCAGAUGACAUUAAAGUUGAGGCAGAGAAAGAGGAGGAGUCUCUACCUGCUGAGGACAGGGUUAAGAGCCAAACCAGCAGCAGGGGCCGGAAAAGAGGCGCUGAUGUUUCUACAGCAGAAGCUCCUCUGCCGACCCCAAAAACCCCUCGCCGCUCUUUAACUGGACCAACACACAAGGUUCUGUUUACAGGAGUAGUGGAUGAGGACGGGGAGAAGGCGCUGGUGCGUCUAGGAGGAGGGCUGGCAAAAGGUGUGGCUGACAUGACUCACCUUGUGACCGACAAAGUCCGUCGUACCGUUAAGUUCCUGUGCGCUGUAGCCCGCGGCGUGUCCAUCGUUACCCCUGACUGGCUAAUUAAGUCUGCUAAAGCAGGAAGCUUUCUCUCGCCUAAUGGAUUCUUAGUAAAAGAUGCAGAGCAAGAGAAGAAAUUUAACUUCAGUCUGCAGGAUGCACUGGGAGUAGCCAGCUCUCAGCCCUUAUUACAGGGCUAUGAAAUACAUGUCACACCCUCUGUGAAGCCUGAACCAGCUCAAAUGAAAGAAAUCAUUACUUGCUGUGGGGCACGUUUUCUUCCUAAAAUGCCCUCUGCUCAUAAGGCUCAGACAGUGGUGGUGGUGUCAUGUGAAGAGGACAGAGCUCUGUGUGAAAGAGCUCGGAGUUUGUCUUUUCCUGUGGUUAGUGCUGAGUUCCUACUGACUGGCAUUCUACAGCAAAAAGUGGACUUGCAAACACACAGACUUUCUGCAACACCCGCUGCCGCAGCACCCAAAACUAAUGCCCGCACACGUGGGAAGUAGUCGAGUCCACUUCUGUGAGGAAUAACAUGCAACUAGAUUUCUUCAGUGUGCUUCAGGUCAUUAUUAACAGCUGCUGUUAACCGAGAUGUCGACCAAUCUUUCAUACAGCUGUCAAGAACUGUCAAGUAUCAAGCUACACUCUUAGUCAAAGCUAGUAUUUAACUUUACCUUUCCUUGUUGUUGGGUUGACAGCUUUGAGGGUACACCUUUGGUCUUUUGAUCUGCAUCUUUUACCUGCAAAUGUGGAAAAAUUUACCUUUUUUUAAAAGAUUUAAUUACAUAAACGACUGUAUUUAAUUUUUAGCAUGAAGCUUUAAAGAUACAUUAUGUACAUCCCAGGUCGCAAACUGAUGUUGGACAAUGUCAGCCAUUUUAUCCGGCUAAGUUGGGUGCCAGGGCUGACGGCCACCUUUAAAGAUCUCUUGCCAAUGUCUUGGCAGUUUUGGCUGACGUGUUAUAUCAUGGUCGUGUGCCACUUUUAAAUCCAUGUUAUGAAAUAUAUGCCUUUGUUAACAUUGGGGCAAUAUCAGCCAGGUUCUUCUGAAAACUGUUCCGUUAAUCAACGAUGCCAGUGUUAGGCCAGAUUUAUGUUUUCAAUCACCUUUUUCCAAUAAAGAGAGACAUUGCAAAGGUUAUGGAAGAUUUUACACGUGAAGGCACCACCCCAGGCUGCAGCAUCCCAUGUGAAUAAACCUUUUGUCAACUAUGAA
This is a messenger RNA of Tachysurus fulvidraco (yellow catfish), 6844 nucleotides long. RefSeq names its product mediator of DNA damage checkpoint 1 (gene mdc1). Lineage: Eukaryota; Metazoa; Chordata; Actinopteri; Siluriformes; Bagridae. Gene Ontology annotation, molecular function: protein binding. The record is from RefSeq and is a predicted model, not a curated record. The transcript has 12 exons. Gene Ontology annotation, cellular component: nucleus. Bases 147 to 6134 code for a protein of 1995 amino acids. Gene Ontology annotation, biological process: positive regulation of transcription initiation by RNA polymerase II.